AUGGCGCCCUUUCGGGUGAAGCAUGUCUGGGACAUGGUGGAGCUGCGCGGGUUGGCAAAGAGGCUGCCAAAGCCAGAGUGCAUGAGCUUUUACGAUCCAGACGUGGUCAAGCGGCACGUGCCCGGAUUGGAGAAGGUUCUGGAGAAGGCGCAGGCAUUCAAGAAGCACUAUGAGAAUGGCAGGACUGAGACCUUCUUCGUGUAUGAUACGGAAGAGGGCAAAGUGUAUGUGAGGGGGAUUUGGGAGGCUAGAUUCAUGCACUUCCACCACCACAUGCCCCGUGUUGCAGAGGAUAACACCUGCAACUAUGAAGACUCUCACACGGCCCGCUUGGAGAGCGCACCCGUGCGCAACAGGGGCAGGAAGAGGAAGAAUUCGGUGGUCAUCUCGGACUCAGAGUCAGAGUAUGAGGAUGCGGUGGAGUUCAUGGCGAGGUGUAGCAGGUGCAGCUCCCUGACAGAAGAGAAAACCAUGGGGGUUCACGGGGAUGUCAAGUUUUGCAAGGACUGCGUCUUGAUCUGCGACCUGUGUCUGGAGAGCGAGCCUCUUCUGACCAACAUGAGCGACCAGUGCGGCCAUGCUCUGUGCGUCGAAUGUGGGCAUGGUCUCGCCAAGGGCAUGCAGGAGGUGGGGCAGAUUCCAGUCUGCCCUCUGUGCCACCUCGUAGUCCAGGACCGCAGCCUCCUGCCUCAGUUGGAGUGGAGCGUCCUGAAGGAUCUGUGUGGCAAGGAUGAGGCCUUGCUCGUGAACAUCGACCGUAUCAUGUGGCGUCAGACGGCUGCAGCCGUGGGAGGGCGACCCUGUGAGUGCGGUGCGGUCGUCACCGGAGACAUCACUGAGGACGACGAGUGCCCCAACUGCGGUGAGCUGCUGCUGGAAACGAUGGAGCGGCGCGAGAUGGUGGAGCACGACGCGGCCUUCCAGGAGGGUGCUAAGGCGGCCGGCGUCAGGUUCAUCAGGUGCCCGUGUGGUUAUGCGAUCGAGAAGAACGGGGGCUGUAAUCAUAUUACUUGUACCAGGUGCAACACAGACCUCUGCUACCAGUGUUCCAAAGUUAUCAAACACGAUGAGGUGUCAGAUCACUACAAGUCGGGCAUGCCGUGCAGGCAGUUUGCCACCGCUGCCGCCUGGGACGAGGACGAGGACGAGGAUUAG
Klebsormidium nitens is the source of this 1155-nucleotide messenger RNA. NCBI's taxonomy places the organism in Eukaryota, Viridiplantae, Streptophyta, Klebsormidiophyceae, Klebsormidiales, Klebsormidiaceae. The record is from the annotation of a GenBank genome assembly.